UCCACCCUCCUUCCUCUUUUCUCUUGUUUGGCGCGCUCCUCUCUCUUCUCUCUCUCUUCUGCUUCACAACUCAAUCAUGCUGACGUAAUCAAUCCGAGAUUCACAGUUUCCGACGCCGUUAAUUCCUUCUUCAUCAUUUUCCUUUCAAUUCCACUUGCCGCACCGCAACUUCCCCCCUUCUUUCUCUUCAAGAUUAUGCACAUGUGAUUGACUGUUGAAAGAUGUUUGACGCUGGUUACAAGUCACAAUACAUGGGUAGCCAGCAGGACAAACUUUACAGGUUGGAAGUCUUUGAUUCUAGACUAUCUUCGUCUACUGAUGCUGGAGUUAAAAAAUCUGGAUUUAGUAUUGAUAAAUUAAGCAAUAGUGGUCAUGGAAGCUGCACAACCUCUAGGUCCUUUAAAAGAGGAAUGAGAAAGGGAUCUGAAGGGCUGAAAUCAAUUGGCCGAUCACUUGGAUUUGGGGUAUCUAAGGCAGUGUUUCCAGAAGAUCUUAAAGUGUCUGAAAAGAAGAUAUUUGAUCCUCAAGACAAAUUUUUGCUCUUAUGGAAUAAACUUUCUGUUAUCUCAUGCAUUUUGGCUGUGUCUGUGGAUCCACUGUUCUUUUAUCUUCCUGUCAUUGAUGAUCAAGCACACUGUGUUGGCAUAGACCGAAAGUUGGCAGUUAUAGCUACAACCUUAAGGACAGUCAUUGAUGCUUUCUAUCUUAUACACAUGGCGCUCCAAUUUCGUACUGCAUAUAUUGCUCCAUCAUCUCGUGUCUUUGGACGGGGUGAGCUGGUCAUAGAUCCGGCACAGAUAGCCAAGCGUUACUUGCAGCGAUAUUUCAUCAUUGAUUUCCUAUCUGUAUUUCCCUUACCACAGAUUGUGGUUUGGAGAUUUCUUCUGAGGUCAAACGGUUCAGAUGUACUUCCAACAAAGCAGGCCUUGCUGUAUAUUGUCUUGUUUCAGUAUGUUCCCAGAUUUUUCCGAAUGGUUCCAUUGACUUCAGAACUUAAAAGAACAGCUGGUGUAUUUGCUGAAACCGCGUGGGCUGGUGCUGCAUAUUACUUGCUGCUAUAUAUGCUUGCCAGUCAUAUAGUUGGAGCAUUUUGGUACUUGUUAGCAAUUGAACGCAACGACUUUUGCUGGCAGAAGGCUUGCCGCAAUGAUUGCAACAAAAACUUCCUGUAUUGUGGCAACCAAAACAUGGCAGGUUAUGCUGCCUGGAAGAAUAUAAGUGACAGUACUCUUAAGUUAAAAUGUGCUGCAGAUGGGGACAAUCCACCUUUUGAUUAUGGAAUUUUUAACCAAGCUUUGACAUCUGAUAUUGUUUCAUCAUCUAAGAAUUUCUUCUCCAAAUACUGUUACUGUUUAUGGUGGGGGCUGCAGAAUCUGAGUACACUUGGUCAGGGGCUUCAAACUAGCACCUAUCCUGGUGAGGUUAUAUUUUCUAUAGCACUAGCUAUUGCUGGACUCAUUCUCUUUGCACUUCUGAUUGGCAACAUGCAGACAUAUCUUCAGUCUCUUACCAUUAGGCUUGAGGAAAUGAGAGUGAAAAGGCGUGAUUCAGAACAGUGGAUGCAUCAUCGCUUGCUCCCACAAGAUCUUAGAGAGCGUGUGAGACGUUAUGAUCAAUAUAAGUGGUUGGCAACACGUGGUGUAGAUGAAGAAAACUUGGUUCAGAGUCUACCAAAGGAUCUGCGAAGAGAUAUUAAGCGACAUCUUUGUCUAGCUUUAGUGAGGAGGGUUCCUCUAUUUGAGAGUAUGGAUGAGAGAUUGCUUGAUGCCAUAUGUGAGAGACUGAAACCAUGUUUAUUUACAGAGAAUACAUACAUUGUCCGCGAAGGAGAUCCAGUUGAUGAGAUGCUUUUCAUUAUACGAGGUCGCCUUGAGAGUGUCACCACAGAUGGUGGGAGAAGUGGAUUUUUCAACCGUGGUUUUCUAAAAGAGGCUGACUUCUGUGGUGAGGAACUCUUGACCUGGGCACUGGAUCCCAGAUCUGGCUCUAAUCUCCCAUCUUCUACUAGAACAGUUAAGGCAUUGACUGAGGUAGAAGCUUUUGCCUUAACUGCUGAUGAGUUAAAGUUUGUAGCCAGUCAGUUUAGGCGCCUUCACAGUAGACAGGUGCAGCACACUUUCCGUUUUUACUCCCAACAAUGGAGGACUUGGGCUGCGUGCUUUAUUCAAGCAGCGUGGCGCCGAUAUUCUAAAAAGAAACUUAUGAAGCUUCGCCAGAAGGAAGAAGAUCCCGAUGAGUCAGAAGGAACUCAAAACAAUGCUGGUGGCACUUCAUACAGCCUCGGUGCUGCCUUGUUAGCCUCAAAAUUUGCUGCGCACACUCUUCGAGGCGUACAACGCAAUCGAAAUGCCAGGACUGCCAGGGAGUUGGUGAAACUACAGAAACCACCAGAACCUGAUUUUACAGCAGAUGAUGCAGACUAACAUUUCAUAUAUGACUCUCUUGAAAUGCUUGUUCACAUAGACCAUAAUGAUUGAAACUUGUGAAGAUAGAUCAAAAGCUAUGUAUUAUACAAUUGUAUUCCGUUUUGGGCUGUGAGGGUUGCAAGAGUUGUAACUACUGUGGUAUGUAAAUUAAAUAUUAAACCAACUUUGUCAUAUUAGGCUUGCCACAGAGCAUGUAAAAUGAUGCAAGUGUAUUGUUCUCAAUACUAUUUAUCAUGUUAUUGGAUGGCAGAACCGAAGGCUGGUCACUCCGUCUAAUUUGUCUGUCUGUAUGUCAUGGAAGUGAUAUGCUUAUGGACUUAUGGUUCUGUCUCACUUUUGUAAUUGACAAUAUUAAGAUGCUAUUUUAGUAUUUUCUGUCCAAA
Messenger RNA from Arachis stenosperma, 2809 nucleotides. RefSeq names its product probable cyclic nucleotide-gated ion channel 5. Gene Ontology annotation, biological process: monoatomic ion transport; transmembrane transport. The record is from RefSeq and is a predicted model, not a curated record. Gene Ontology annotation, cellular component: membrane. The transcript has 8 exons. Gene Ontology annotation, molecular function: protein binding; monoatomic ion channel activity. Bases 222 to 2423 code for a protein of 733 amino acids. NCBI's taxonomy places the organism in Eukaryota, Viridiplantae, Streptophyta, Magnoliopsida, Fabales, Fabaceae.